This is a messenger RNA of Pyrgilauda ruficollis (rufous-necked snowfinch), 3056 nucleotides long. Its product is annotated as potassium voltage-gated channel subfamily V member 2-like. Gene Ontology annotation, biological process: potassium ion transmembrane transport; protein homooligomerization. Gene Ontology annotation, cellular component: membrane; voltage-gated potassium channel complex. Lineage: Eukaryota; Metazoa; Chordata; Aves; Passeriformes; Passeridae. The record is from RefSeq and is a predicted model, not a curated record. The transcript has 2 exons. Gene Ontology annotation, molecular function: delayed rectifier potassium channel activity. Bases 923 to 2440 code for a protein of 505 amino acids.
UUGAAGUAGGAUCAUGUUCCAGGAUAAGAUGUCAAAGAUCAGCCUGUUUAAUUUUGGUUCCCCUUUUACUUCCAGAUUCAAAGGAUUAUUUUCUUCUUUUCAGUUCCAAUACUUCAGAGGAACUUUUACUGCCUACUUGCAUUUCCAGUGUCCUGUUCCCUGUUCCUGUCCCUGCCUGGCUGCGUCAUGGGGCUGAAGGCUGAUGUGACAGCACAGGACAGGGGCACAGGGGCAGCUUGUCCCUCAGAGGAUCUUCUCAGACACUGUGGAGGUGGAGGUGAUGCCUUCACCUCAUCCCCUCUAAAUCUGCACUGUGGGACUUGAGGGAUGAGCUGAGAGGUCAUGACCAUCUCCCUUCCCUGGCUGUGACAGCUGACAGCCGGGGCAGCUGUAUUAGCCUUUAACGAAGGGCUGGUGCCAAGAGCAGCAUCUGGUGUGGGGAUACAAAGCCAGUACAAAUCCUGCAUGUCUGCACCUUCCUGUCCCAUCAACAGAGGGUAAAUUGAGGCAGGUUUGUGCUCUUUCCAGUUUGCUGUCAUGGAUGUCCUUCCAGGAAACAGCAUCCAGCAAAUGCAAACAGCUAAUAAGAACAGAAUAAGGCAAAAGAGAAGUGCAGAGCUAGAAAUAGUUCCUUACAUAAAGGACUAGUGCCUUAAUCUCAUUAGUGUCUUAAGGAGCGGGCACUUGGCCGCCUCCGACUGCUACGAUGCAAACCUCAAUCUGAUCAGCAAUCGGCUUUGGGACCCCGGCAGGUGCCACGUGGCACUGGGACACAGCUGUGCCCCUCGGGCGGCCACUCCGCUGCCCCAAGCUUGCAGCAUUCGUCCCAGUCAGCAUGUGGCCAGUGGGAGCAUUCCCAUGAAGCCAGAGCUGCUGUCCUGUGGCCCAUAACAGGAGUCACCACUUUGGAAGGCUGGGCACCAUGAGGCAGCAGUGGACCAGGCGCGCGAGUCUCUCGGCCAGCCUGAAGAUAGGGGAUCACCGGGGCCGCUGCCGGACCCUGGAGGAGGAGGAGUCCUACAUCCCAUUUGCACAGGAUAGCCUGAUAAGGCAAUGGAACUCCAUGCAGAACGUGGCAGAUAGUAACCAGGAGAAGAGCCAGACUCCCAUCCAAAGGAACAAGUAUCUGCUCAACAUUAAUGUGGGUGGCAAAUUGUUCCAGAUAGCUUACAAGGUACUGGCCCAGUAUCCCAUCACCCGGCUUGGGAAGCUGGCGCUCUAUACAGACCCCAUGAAGAAGCUGCAGCUCUGUGAUGACUACUUGGUGCAGAAGAAUGAGUACUUCUUUGAUAGAGAUCCUUCAAUUUUCCACUACAUCUUCCACUUCUACCGCAGUGGGGUCCUGUGGGUGAUGGACGAGAUGUGCCCCAGUAACUUUGUGGAGGAAAUUGAGUACUGGGGAAUCCAUUUGAAAUACUCCCAACGCUGCUGCCGGAUCCUGUUAGAGGAAAAGCGAGAUGAACUCAGUGAGUACCUGAAAAUAGAGAAGGAGCUGGAGGCAGAACUGGAGCCCCUGGCUUCAGAGACACAGUUUGAAGGCAAGUUUCUGGGUCGAUUUCGGAAGAUGGUCUGGAACCUCAUUGAGAACCCGUACUCUUCUGUCCCGGCCAAGAUCAUUGCUGUCAUGUCGAGCUUCUUUGUGCUUAUCUCCAUUGUGGGCAUGACACUGAGCACAGUGGAGGAGAUGAAAAACAAGACAGGGAAAAUGUGGAUGGAGCAGAUGGAGAUGAUCUGUGCCAUCUUCUUCACCUGUGAAUACCUCAUGCGGCUCAUAUCCUCCUCCAGCUUCAAGAACUUUCUGCGAGCAGCGUUUAAUGCUAUAGACCUGGUGGCCAUCCUGCCUUUUUAUAUCCAGAUCCUCUUUGAAAAUCUGGAUGAUGGAGACAUGCAAUACCAUGAGGAGCUGCACAAGGUGGAGAAUGUGAGCAAGCUGGGCAAAGUCCUCAAGCUCAUCAAGCUCAUGAGGAUCUUCCGCAUCCUCAAGCUGGCACGUCACUCCACUGGCCUCCGGGCCUUCAGCUUCACCAUGCGCCAGUGCUAUCAGCAGGUUUGCUGCCUUCUCCUCUUCAUUGCCAUGGGGGUCUUCACCUUCUCUGCUCUCAUACACUCGGUGGAACAUGAUGUCCCUGGCACUGACUUCACCAGUAUCCCCUGCGCGUGGUGGUGGGCAGCGGUCAGCCUCUCCACUGUGGGCUAUGGAGACACUGUGCCUGACACAAUACUCGGCAGGAUGGUGGCAUUUGUCUGCAUCUCCUUCGGCAUCAUCCUCAAUGGAAUGCCCAUUUCCAUCCUCUACAACAAAUUUUCUGACUACUAUGCCAAGCUGAAGGCCCAUGAGAUGAGCCAGUCACUUCAGCUUUCCAGGAGGAUCCGCCUGAAGAAGCGAGUCCUGCAGAAGUUCUCAGAGUGCUGGAGAGCUGACCCCCACUAUUACCACUGACCACAGGCUCCCCACCGCCCAGACAUCCCCUGUCCUGGCCAUCCUCCCAGUAGGUCCUGUCCCCCGGGGAGGCUCCAAGCUAUGGGCAGUGCUGGGGCUCUGCUGCUGCACAGGGGUUGCUCCCAGCUGGGACCUCUCUCACUGCUGCGUGCCGGACAAUGCUGUCCUGCAGAGCGGUCAGUCAGGGCUGUACGGCCAGGGCAGGAUGUUUGUCUGCCAUGGGCUGAGGCAAGGGGCACCCUGACAUCACGGGGAGUGAGGGAUGGGACUGGACUGUCACCUGUGUGAGGCAGGUAGCCCAGUGUGACUCGUACAGGUGCUGCUCCGUUUCCCGCUGAGUGGGACACACCCAGGCUCCCACUGCCCAGGGCCCCAUGACUCCCUCCCAGCCAAGCAGCCCAGGCCUAGUCCAGUUUGGGGAUUUGGGUGAAGGCCCAGAGGAAAAGCUUACAGCCAUGCAUCCUUCCAGCCAAAUCUGCUCUUCUUCCCACUGCCCUGGAGUUUGGUCCUGACUUGGGGUGCUGCUGUGAUGGGACCCACAGGCACUAUAGGCAUACAGAGCUUGUAGCCAGAGCACCCCCAGGAACAGGAUUUAAUAAACCAGGCCCAACCUUCA